CGUCCCUGAUGACUCCAAAGCGUCGUAGAAACUCGUCUCGACGAAGAUCAUUCAACUUCGAAGAUUACUAUCGCCAAGAAUUUCUAAAAAAUCAAUUCGCACCCUCACAAUGGUCGCCCGAGCAUCUCUGCUGCUCCUCCUGCUGGCGGUGCAUAAAAAUCUGGCCUGUGUCACCAGCAAGUACGAUGUCUGCCCGAACUUCGUUGACUGCUUUUGUAGUCCUGAUGAGAACAGCAUCACCACUCCUGGCAUUGAUGGCGCUCUAGAAUCUUGUCUGUCCUUCCUACACGAAAAUAAGCUUCUCAGGUUCAAGCAACUGAAGAUCCAAAUGGCCAAUAAAAACCUGAGUUUGACCGAAAACUCACUUAAGGAUAUUCAGUUCGACGAGGUCUUCGUUUACGAGGCAAACAUCAUUGAAUUCAAUGAGAACUUUUUGGGUGCUUCCCGAGAAACAGUCCAGAAUGUCAGUAUCCUCGGCAGCAAACUCGAAGUUUUUCCAAAGAUCAAUUCGAGUUCACUGGUGCGUUUUGUGACUACGGAGACCAGUCUUGUGGACAUCCCCGGUGACGCCUUCCAGCUCACUCCACAACUGAAGGAAAUCAAGAUAAUUAGAACUCAGCCCAAGCUGACUAUCAACUCUGGGGCGUUGGAGCCACUCACUCACCUGGAGACGUUCACCCUAUAUGGGGUCCAGGCGCUCCAUCUCGCCAAAAACGCCGCCAAAAUUUCUUCUCCAGCCUUCAAGCUCUUCGAUACCCGGAGCACUCUGAGCGCUGAAUCUGGUGCCUUCUCAGGAUUUACAAACGGAAGUGCGCUGAUCAUGGUGAGCUACGAAGGGCUGUGGAGCCGCGACAUCUUCUACGAUCUGCUUUCCGCCGGCACAACGAUCCGCACGCUCGGCGCUCAACCUUGUGACUGUGACAUCGCCUGGAUCAGGUAUAGCAGCUUCCUCCCUCAAGUGGAAGGUGUCCGUUGCAACAGUUUUUACCAACCUAUCUCACUGGCGGCGAGGGCGAAUAGCUUCCAGGAUUGCACCAUCAGAGACCUCGACCAGAGCAUGCUUCAGAACUGCUACUGAAUAACUUGCCUCGUGCAUACUCGUGUUAUUUUUUGCUUAAAACAAUCGAGUUAUUCUAAGUCCUCUUCAGUGUGAAUAUAUUUUCUUUUGAUUUGGUCAUUAGCAAUCAUUUUCUUUUGAUUUGGUCAUUAGCAAUCCCUGAAAGCCAACGUUACUGAUAGUAUAUAGAAUUAAUCGUAUGCCUUCCACCGCUGGAAAAUCUAGAACAACGGCCUUAUUGGCGACGACGACGAAGUAGCUUUUGAUAGGGAGCAUUUCAGAGACGCCGAAUGAAAAUUUCAAUUAUGAAAUUUUUUCAUAAUUGAAUACUCCAAGUGGUUGUGCUGGCAUUGGCUCGAGGCGCACUUGAACAAAUGGCGAGCAUGCAAUGCAGACGCAGGGAACCAAAACGUACGGUGUAGUUAUUUAAGUGGCAGCGUUUGGUUACCUAUCUUUAGAAUUUUUAUCUAAACAUUUCGUGUAAGAGUUACGCUUUCGUUUAAUGAUUAUGUUGGCUAUAAAGGCUUAAGCUCCAUUUUGCAUUUUCGUUUUGCUUAUUGUUAUUCCUUCUUUGUAAUUAAUAAAGUAACUGUUAACUCCU
Molecule: messenger RNA, 1658 nt
Organism: Hyalella azteca
Lineage: Eukaryota; Metazoa; Arthropoda; Malacostraca; Amphipoda; Hyalellidae
Exons: 5
Coding region: 110-1078 (322 amino acids)
Source: RefSeq, a predicted model, not a curated record